Molecule: messenger RNA, 795 nt
Organism: Aspergillus alliaceus
Lineage: Eukaryota; Fungi; Ascomycota; Eurotiomycetes; Eurotiales; Aspergillaceae
Exons: 3
Coding region: 1-795 (264 amino acids)
Source: RefSeq, a predicted model, not a curated record
AUGCGCCUGGCAGUUAUCACUAACAUAUCACAGACAAUGUCCGUUCCAUUCAUAGGCCUCUUCGCCACCUUCACGCUCUUCGGCACUCAUUUCAAGAUACCAGGUUUAAAGGAGCUCUGUGACCAACAGAAAUCACUUGUCGCCCUGUAUCCAGUGUGCUACGAAGAAGACAAACCAACUUGGUGGGAUAAUGAUGAUGACAACAACGAGGAUUCAUCAACGAUACCUCCAUAUUCUCCUCCUUUCCGGUAUCUCAUAGACGUCGUCUCCAUUCUUUCUGGCCUCUGCGCCGCUAUAGUGCCGCUGCGCUCUGCGAAGCCUCGUAAGUCUGACGAGAGCGAUGCCGAUUCGAUCCUCCCCGAAGUUGACAAAGCGAUCCUCCGCCAGGGCCGUGAGCGAGUAUGUGGCUUACGAUCCUCAAACCGCAUCCCUGAAUACAGCCUUGCGCAGCAUGCUCUAGGCCACCUACCAGAGUGGGAAUGGUCCCUUGCCCCCUACCGACCAGGGAACCAACCCUCCGGUCAGAUAGUCCGUGUUCUGGUCGCUAUUCCACCAGCACCAGCGCCCACCCCAGAACCUACCCCAGAGCCUAGGAGGAAGAAACGCAAUCGGCCCAGCCAGGCAAAGAGAUUACGCUAUGCGCGAAGACUCCAGGCGGAAGAGGAGUGGAGGCAGGCUCAUGAUAAAGAAGACCCAGGAGAACUUGAGCCUCGCGCGGAACAAACCGCUGAGCAGCAACCUCCUCCUCCCCCUCAACAACCGGCAGAUGUUCCUAACCAGUUGAUAUUGCUCUGA